Molecule: messenger RNA, 2165 nt
Organism: Anguilla anguilla (European eel)
Lineage: Eukaryota; Metazoa; Chordata; Actinopteri; Anguilliformes; Anguillidae
Gene: slc60a1b
Product: major facilitator superfamily domain containing 4Ab
Exons: 10
Coding region: 409-1932 (507 amino acids)
Source: RefSeq, a predicted model, not a curated record
GACCGGACUGCUUUAUAAACUGCCGUCCGCGAGAUGUCCACCUGUCCGUUCCAACGGAAAAACAUACGAACCUGCGUGGCAGUGCGGCGGUGGCGAAGCGGGAAACGAGAGCGUCAAAAAAGGAGGUCUAAAUUUGGCCGUCAGAACAAGUUUGAUUGAGAAGAGCGUUCUUUUAACUGACUAUAAUAAUAAAAAAAACUUAAGUAUCGCGUAAUUGAAUUGCCAAAAAAAGUUCCACUCGUUCUGCCUGGGGAAUGACCCUAAGGGUGCCAUCUGAGAAGUAGACUACUGUACCCAGCUGCUCUGUGCCAGUACAAUCGCGUUUCUCGCAUCCUUUCCGGCUUUCCGUGGGAGAGAGGGAUUCUACGCCCACGUCCAAGGGGUUCGGUGAGGUUCUCCCCUGCCAAAAUGCUGGUGGACGAGCGUCUUUGGACUCUCUUCAAACGGAACUGUCAGCACACCCUGACGUACUGGAGCGUGUUCUUCAGCUUCGGACUGUGCAUAGCCUUCCUCGGUCCCACGAUCCUGGACCUGCGGUGUCAGACGCAGUCCACUCUGAAGGAAAUAACGUGGGUGUUCUUUUCCCAGCAGUUCUGUUUGCUCAUCGGCAGCACGAUCGGAGGCGCCUUCAAGAAAACGUUGCUAUGCGCCCUGUCGGCGCUCUUCCUCUCCUCCCUGAUGAUCUCGGUCAUCUUCGCCAUCAUCCCGCUCUGCCACAACGUGCUGCUCCUGGCCGUCGCCAUGGCUGUGGCGGGCCUGGCCAUGGGCAUCAUCGACACCAUCGCCAACAUCCAGCUGGUCAAGAUCUACCAGAAGGACUCCGCCGUCUUCCUUCAGGCUCUGCACUUCUUCAUCGGGUUCGGGGCUCUGGUCAGCCCGCUGAUCGCCGACCCCUUCCUGUCCGAGACCAACUGCGUGGGCGGCAACAUGACGGAGAACAUGACGGAGAUCAUGCACCACCUGAGGAACACGCUCUCCGGCGCGGGGGGCCACUCCCACAACGUGUCCCAGUACUCGCUGCCCACCGAGGGGGAGGUGACCACCAGCGUGUCCUACGCCUUCUGGAUCAUGGCCCUGAUAAACCUGCCCGUGCCCAUUGCGGUUUUCGUGCUGAUGUACCGGGAGCGGCUGGUCCCCUGGUGUGGCAGCAGCGACCCCCGCCUGCUGGACCGGGACGAGCUGGCCCUGGAGACCCAGGGCGGGGCGGAGCAGGAGCCCGAGGAUAAGGACGCGGAUGCCGGGGGACACGGGGACCUGUUCAGUUGUUGUCAGAAUGAUAACUUGCGGGGCCUGCCGCCCUCUUUUUUCGGGAUCCACAUUCUGGGGGGGCUGGUCCUCUUCAUGACGGACGGGAUUGUGGGGGCGUACGCUGGCUUUGUGUACACCUACGCUGUGUCUCCUCCCAUGGCGCUGGCGCACAAGACGGCGGGCUACCUGGCCAGCGUCUUCUGGGCGGCCAUCACCGCCGGGCGCCUGGUGUCCAUCCCGCUGUCCUAUCGCUUCCCGCCUGUUCGGCUGCUCACCGUCAACCUGGCUGGUGUGAUCACCACAGUGUUGUUGCUGCUCAUCUUCUACACCAGCAGUGUGUUCCUGUUUGUGGGGACGUCCCUGUUGGGCCUGUUCCUCAGCAGCAUCUUCCCCUGCAUGCUGGCCUACACCGAGGACAUCCUGGAGUACCAAGGAUGUGCCACCACAGUCCUGGUCACCAGCGCUGGGAUGGGGGAGAUGGUAAUGCAGGUUCUGGUGGGAUCGGUCAUUCACAGUGAGGGCAGCUACAGCUUCCUGUUGUGUGGGAUGAUCAUCGGCUGCAUCGGAUUCAUACUCUUCUUUGGUCUGCUGCUUUUCCACAGAAUGCACAAGAACUACCUCACAGGUACAUCGAAAAAGACAGCCAUGGUGGAGGAACCGGUCACAGACUGUGUGAAGCAGUGAGUGACGGAGGACAUGACGGAGGGAGGGAAGGAAGGAGGAGGAAGAGUAGGAAGGAGGAGGAAGAGUACGAGUACUGCUGCUUGAAGGGAUUCUGCGGAAUGUCCACACUGAUCAAUCGGUGACAAGGGGGAACAGGAAGUGCUGUAAUCAGCGACACAAACUUUCCGAAAUGGAUAUGGUGGAGGGUGGGGAGGGGGGUAAGGGUGUGGAUGAGUCACAGCCAGCCCCCCCCC